Micromonas commoda is the source of this 726-nucleotide messenger RNA. RefSeq lists its product as hypothetical. The record is from RefSeq and is a predicted model, not a curated record. NCBI's taxonomy places the organism in Eukaryota, Viridiplantae, Chlorophyta, Mamiellophyceae, Mamiellales, Mamiellaceae. The transcript has a single exon. Bases 1 to 726 code for a protein of 241 amino acids.
AUGCGCGCUCCACCGGUAUCGGCCCUCCCCCUCCUCCUCCUGCUCGUCGUCGCGCUCUCCGCGCGCGGCGUCGACGCGUUCUCCUUCUCCUCGCUUCGGGUGCCGACCCCGCGCCGUCGCCCCGUCCCAAACCCCGCGUGCAAGACGGUGAACACCGUGGAAGGCCUCGACCUGCGAGCGUACGCCACGCACCCGUGGUACGUUCAGGAGCAGCAGGUGGUGAGGUACCAGCCCCUCGACAACUUCUACUGCGUCCGCGCGCGGUACACCGUCGACGACGCCGGCGACGAGGUGGAGGUGCUCAACAGCGCCAGGCGCGGCGGCGUCGACGGCGACGACACCAACGCGCGAGGCACGAGACUUCGCGCGGUGCUGGAAGAUAAGGACGCCUCGACGUCCAAGCUGCUCGUCGGACCCGCGUUUUUACCCAGGUUCACGUACGGGCCGUACUGGAUCGUCGCCGUGUCCCCCGACGCGCCCGACCCCGAGCUCGGAUACGAGUGGGCGAUCGUCUCGGGGGGCGCCCCGACGCGUCUCACGGACCCAGAAAACGGGCUCUGCUCGACGGGCGAGGAUAUGAACGACUCGGGGCUGUGGCUGUUCACGCGCGAGCCGACGGUCGGCGCGGACGUCGUCGAGCGCAUGCGCGCCACCGCGAGGGACGCGGGGUUCGACACGUCGGUGCUGAAGCCGGUGACGCAGGAGGGGUGCGAGUAUCCGGAGUGA